AUGGGCGACCUACAAUUUGCGAAACAGUUCCUGACGACAUUAGAUAACAAGGCGAACAAAUACCCAGCUGACCAUGUCUUCGACCCCAAAACCUUCCAGAUGCGCAUACCUUACACACUCCCCAAGCUUUCGAGCCCUCCGCACCCUCUGCCACCGAAGACGACAGCCUCGGCGCGUGCGCCCGGCUCGGAAUCAGCAUCCUCCACCAUAGCUGUUACCUUGAAAUCUGCACGGAAUCCUAACAUGACUCUUAUGGUCCCAUCCGUGGAUCCCUCCACUACGACGAUUCAUGCAUUGAAAGAGCAAGUACAGUCUUACCUGGGCGGCCCCACAGUGGUGCACAUCGAUAAAAUCAAGGUGCUGUUGGAUAAGAAGCCAGUACCGCCGUCAAAAAGGACGGUCGCAGAAGCACUGCAGCAGAGGGGUCAGGAAGGAGAGGUCGAGUUUGGUGUCAUGGUCAUGGGCGGCGCCCCUGAUCCGCCCCCACAGACACAAGAAGCUGCACCUGAUGCGCAGACGGCGUCCGCUCCUUCUUCAGAAGAGGCGGUAGUUGAGGUGGAGCAGAAGAAGCCAGAGCCCACGCCGAUGGAGGAUGUUGAGCCAGCAUCGACAUCCCCUGCCGCUCCAGUGCAACCGGGAGGAGUGAGCGGGCAGGAUGUGCUCAAGUCCAGCGAGUUCUGGGACGAUUUGCAAGGGUUCCUGGAACAGAGACUACGCGAUCAGGCCGAGGCAGUCAAAUUGAGGGAGUUGUUCGAACGGACAUGGAGUGGUGCAAACUCGGGCCUGUAG
This is a messenger RNA of Capronia coronata CBS 617.96, 789 nucleotides long. RefSeq lists its product as uncharacterized. The transcript is spliced from 2 exons. The coding region runs from base 1 to 789 and encodes 262 amino acids. The record is from RefSeq and is a predicted model, not a curated record. NCBI's taxonomy places the organism in Eukaryota, Fungi, Ascomycota, Eurotiomycetes, Chaetothyriales, Herpotrichiellaceae.